GGACCUACAAUGACAAAUAAAAAAAGUAGGGAUGAGCGCCAUGUCUGAUUCAAGCGUAGUGUAAUAGAGAACGGGACAUUUUAACGUUUUAGCUCCAGGGUCGGGGAUCGCGUUCGGUCUCGGUAUCGAGGAUGUCCGAGGGCGCAGGUGUUCAGCAGGGCUCCCCGGCCAUCGGUGCGGCGGGAUCGGCUCCUGCGGCUCCGGGAGCCGGGGGAACGGAGGGUUCGGGCGCCACGGUAGGAUCGGCACGAAUCGCGGCGAAGAAGGCGCAGCUCCGCUCCUCCCCGCGCCCUAAGAAACUGGAGAAGCUCGGAGUGUAUUCCUCUUGCAAGGCUGAGGGGGCCUGUAAGUGUAACGGCUGGAAGAGCCAGAACCCCCCUCCCACGCCUCCCCGUACGGACCAGCAGCCCAACACUGUCAACCUGCUGGAGCCCUGCCGCAGUUGUUCCCACACACUGGGUGACCAUGUAACCCACCUAGAGAACGUCUCAGAGGAGGAGAUGAACAGGCUUCUGGGUAUAGUCCUAGAUGUGGAGUACCUGUACACAUGUGUUCACAAAGAAGAGGAUGCUGACACCAAACAAGUCUACUUCUCCCUAUUCAAGCUGUUGAGGAAAUGCAUCCUACAGAUGGGCAAACCUGUGGUGGAGGCGCAGGAAAGUCCUCCCUUUGAGAAACCCAGCAUCGAACAGGGGGUGAAUAACUUUGUCCAGUACAAGUUCAGCCAUCUUCCCUCCAAGGAGCGUCAGACCAUUGUGGAGCUGGCCAAGAUGUUCCUCAACCAGAUCAACUACUGGCAGCUGGAGACGCCCUCACAGAGACGACAGCGGGCACCUGCUGAUGAUGCUGCCGGGUACAAAGUCAACUACACCAGAUGGCUGUGCUACUGCAAUGUCCCCCAGUUCUGUGACAGUCUACCGCGGUACGAAAUGACCCAGAUCUUCGGUCGGACCCUGCUGGGCUCAGUCUUCACUGUGAUGAGGAAACAGCUGCUAGAGCAGGCCAGGCAGGAGAAGGAUACGUUACCCCCGGAGAAACGCACUCUCAUCCUUACACACUUCCCCAAAUUCCUGUCCAUGUUGGAGGAGGAAGUGUACAGUCACAGCUCUCCCAUCUGGAGCGAAGACUUCCUGGUUGGAUCCACAGGAGGACAGAUCCCCAUCCAUACAGUGAUCAGUGCGCCCCCGGUGGCCAGGCCUCUGUACUACAGCACCAGCCCAGUAUCAGUGGACCCAUCUAGCUGUGGCAGUGUCAGUCCUGCCAGGAAGACAGCCUCUGCUCUGGAACCCAGCCCAGGUGGGCAGAAGCGGAAGCCAUCGGAGCCCAUCCCCCAUGAUGAGACUAAGAAGCUCAGGAUCGUCGGCGACAUCCCCAUGGAACUCAUCAACGAAGUCAUGGCAACCAUUACUGACCCGACCUCCAUGCUGGGACCAGAGACCAGCCUGCUGUCGGCCCACUCAGCCCGUGAUGAGGCGGCACGCCUGGAGGAGAGGAGGGGGGUGAUAGAGUUCCACGUCAUCGGGAACUCCCUCAACCAGAAGCCCAACAAAAGGAUCCUGAUGUGGUUGGUGGGCCUCCAGAACGUCUUCUCCCACCAGCUGCCUCGCAUGCCCAAAGAGUACAUCACACGCCUCGUCUUCGACCCGAAGCACAAGACGCUGUCGCUGAUCAAAGAUGGCCGUGUGAUUGGAGGAAUCUGUUUUCGGAUGUUUCCCUCACAGGGUUUCACAGAGAUCGUGUUCUGUGCCGUCACCUCCAACGAGCAGGUCAAGGGGUAUGGCACUCACCUGAUGAACCACCUGAAAGAAUAUCACAUCAAGCACGACAUCCUUAACUUCCUCACCUACGCAGACGAGUACGCCAUUGGCUACUUCAAAAAGCAGGGCUUCUCUAAAGACAUCAAGGUUCCCAAGGCCAAGUAUCUGGGCUACAUCAAAGAUUAUGAGGGAGCGACGCUGAUGGGCUGUGAGCUCAACCCCAGCAUCCCUUACACCGAGUUCUCCGUCAUCAUCAAGAAACAGAAGGAGAUCAUAAAGAAACUGAUAGAGAGGAAGCAGGCUCAGAUCAGAAAGGUCUACCCAGGACUUUCCUGUUUUAAGGAAGGAGUUCGGCAGAUUCCCAUUGAGAGCAUUCCUGGAAUACGAGAAACUGGAUGGAAACCGGUGGGAAAAGGGAAGGAGCUGAAGGAUCCAGAUCAGCUGUACAGCACACUGAAGACCAUCUUACAACAUGUUAAGAGUCACCAGAAUGCCUGGCCGUUCAUGGAACCAGUGAAGAAGAUUGAGGCUCCUGGUUACUACCAAGUCAUCCGCUUCCCCAUGGACCUGAAGACGAUGUCUGAGCGUCUGAAGAGCAGGUACUACACCACGCGGAAGCUCUUCAUGGCCGACAUGCAGCGCAUCUUCACCAACUGUCGAGAGUACAACCCUCCAGAGAGCCAGUACUACAAGUGUGCCAACCUGCUAGAGAAGGUCUUCUACACUAAGAUCAAGGAGGCGGGCCUCAUUGAGAAGUGAAGGGAUGGGAGGGGCUUAAAGGGAGAGUGUGGUUUAGUUCUAAUGAUUUUCAAAAGGUUUUUAUUGUCUUAGUCUUUAUUUUUCUACUCUUGUCAACUAGAAAAAUAGUAGGAUAUGGUGUAGGGAGGAGGGUUUUAGGUUCAUUGGAAUACUCAAUGUCUGCUGUUCUAUCACUCUCUUCUCUCCAUCCUUGUCAUACUGCCUCCUCUGUCUUUUACUGUGUUUGAUCAGUCUCUGCUUCUCCUUGCUCCACCUUGUCUUUGUUGACUCAGGAAAACAGAUGUCAUGUAGAAACUCCACCUGUACAGCUAACCUAACCCUACAUCUAUUCAGAGUCCUACUACAUGCAGAAACUCCACCUGUACAGCUAACCUAACCCUACAUCUAUUCAGAGUCCUACUACAUGCAGAAACUCCACCUGUACAGCUAACCUAACCCUACAUCUGUUCAGAGUCCUACUACAUGCAGAAACUCCACCUGUACAGCUAACCUAACCCUACAUCUGUUCAGAGUCCUACUACAUGCAGAAACUCCACCUGUAUAGCUAACCUAACCCUACAUCUGUUCAGAGUCCUACUACAUGCAGAAACUCCACCUGUAUAGCUAACCUAACCCUACAUCUGUUCAGAGUCCUACUACAUGCAGAAACUCCACCUGUAUAACUAACCUAACCCUACAUCUGUUCAGAGUCCUACUACAUGUAGACGUCACAUCUGUAAACAACUGGACUCUCUGGGAGAAACAGGAAGGGAUAAUCAGCCAGUCAGUUACUCAGCCAUUCAGUCUGUCGGUCUCCAGAUUGGUGUUACUGGGUCGUAAUGGUGCAGGGUGAAGUUGCCCCUAGAGUCAGUUUUGCAUUUUCCCUACUCUAAUGGUAACCGUUAUGAUUGUGGGAUAGGAAGCUGAUCCUUGAUCUGUACCUAGAGGAAACCUCUCCUCAGGAGCCAUAGUAAUCAGUCAUUAGUUCUAAUGUAUGUGUGUGUUACCUAAAGCGUGAGUGUACGCAUGACGUCAUGCGAGGUCUGUGUCUCAGAAUGUAUGAGGUCAAAGUUUCUAUGUAUGUUAUUAGAGUUCAUCCUGCCAAAAAAAGGAAAAUAUUUCAAAUCCACAUGUAUACAUUAAGUAAUUCAAGAGGUUAAACCUCUUGAAUUAUUUAAUGUAUAUUUUCAAUGUACUGUAUAUAAGUUACCCGUCUUGCUUGUCCAUGUAAAAAGUCCCAUAAGGCAAAAGGUGACCAUGGAAAUGCCCUUAUUUAUUUUUCAAGCAACUAUUCAGCACCACAUGGUGAAUAACAACAUUUUUGUUUUCCAUGGAGCUGUUUUGUGUGUUUAGGGAAAUGCACGCUAUGGUUUAUUUAGCUAUGUAUAGUUCCUUAUUUAUGUACUAUAAUUUAAAGGAAUAAUGCUUAACAAAAGGUCUUAAUUUAUUUUGCCUAAUUAUUUCUGUCUAGCAAAUGGAGAUUGCUACCUUUGUACUUUGAAGAUAAAAGAAAAGAGAUUGUGCAGUACUAUCUUGUUUUUCUGUUUUGUAUAAAGAUGUUUGUACUUUUUAAACUAUAGGAUACAUCUGGAUUUUGUGAUAUGUCUGGAAGAGUUAUUACAUGGCCUUUGUACUAUUGCUUUUAAUGCCGUAGUUAUAACCGAUUUUAUAGACUAUUAAAAUAGAAGUGAAAAUAA
This is a messenger RNA of Oncorhynchus nerka (sockeye salmon), 4192 nucleotides long. Its product is annotated as histone acetyltransferase KAT2B. Gene Ontology annotation, biological process: chromatin remodeling; positive regulation of transcription by RNA polymerase II. Gene Ontology annotation, cellular component: ATAC complex; nucleus. The transcript has 18 exons. The coding region runs from base 132 to 2516 and encodes 794 amino acids. Lineage: Eukaryota; Metazoa; Chordata; Actinopteri; Salmoniformes; Salmonidae. Gene Ontology annotation, molecular function: histone H3 acetyltransferase activity; protein binding. The record is from RefSeq and is a predicted model, not a curated record.